GUGAUCGGCGUGACUUUGAGCGAGGGUCUGGUGAAAUUUCAGCUCCGCACCAUGCUGAGGGGCAGGCGGCUCCUGGGCUUGGCGUUGCCCCGGCGACAGUUGGUUUUGAAUGGAUGCAGAUGGUGUUCCUCAGGAGUAAUUCCCAAUGAGAAUAUCCGCAACAUCGGAAUUUCAGCACACAUCGACUCUGGGAAGACUACGCUAACCGAGCGCAUUCUUUUCUAUACGGGCAGGAUUGCUCAAAUGCAUGAGGUAAAAGGAAAAGAUGGAGUUGGAGCUGUUAUGGAUUCAAUGGAAUUGGAACGGCAGCGUGGUAUCACUAUUCAGUCUGCUGCAACUUAUACCAUCUGGAAAGACACAAAUAUUAACCUCAUUGACACACCAGGGCAUGUAGAUUUCACUAUAGAAGUUGAAAGGGCACUGAGAGUUCUUGAUGGUGCCAUCCUGGUGCUAUGUGCUGUUGGAGGGGUUCAGUGCCAGACGAUGACCGUGAAUAGGCAGAUGAAGCGGUACCAAGUCCCAUUUCUGACUUUUAUCAACAAACUGGAUCGAAUGGGCUCAAAUCCAAACAGAGCCUUGCAACAACUCAGAUCCAAAUUAAAUCACAAUGCUGCCUUUCUUCAGAUUCCAGUGGGACUGGAGGGGAAUUUCAGAGGAGUCGUCGAUCUUAUUGAAGAAAGAGCCAUAUAUUUUGAUGGUGAUUUUGGCCAAACUGUUAGGUACGAUGAAAUUCCUCCUGAGUUCAGAGCUGAGUCUGCAGACCGGCGUCAAGAACUGAUCGAGUGUGUUGCGGAUUCUGACGAACUCCUUGGAGAGCUUUUUCUUGAAGAGAAGAUCCCAACAAUAGCUGACUUAAAGCUUGCUAUCAGAAGGGCAACGCUGAGCAAAUCCUUCACGCCAGUGCUGGUUGGAAGCGCUCUCAAGAACAAGGGGGUGCAGCCUCUCUUGGAUGCUGUGCUGGAUUACCUCCCAAACCCGUCGGAAGUCCAGAACUAUGCUCUUCUCAACCAGGAGAAUUCCCAGGAAAAAUCCAGGCUAUUGCUGGGGUCUGCCAGAGACAACUCCCUGCCUUUUUUGGGCUUGGCAUUUAAGCUCGAGGCCGGACGUUUUGGACAGCUCACAUACAUUCGUGUUUACCAGGGGAUGUUGAAGAAAAGCAAUUACAUCUACAACACUAGGACUGGGAAAAGAGUGCGAGUGCAGAGACUUGUCCGCAUGCACGCAGACAUGAUGGAGGAUGUGGAUGAAGUGUAUGCAGGAGAUAUAUGCGCGUUGUUCGGCAUUGACUGUGCUAGUGGGGAUACAUUCUCCGAUAAAUCCAGCACAGACCUUUCCAUGGAAUCUAUUCAUGUCCCUGAUCCUGUCAUUUCAGUAGCAAUGAAGCCUGCCAACAAGAAUGACUUUGAUAAGUUUUCAAAAGGUAUUAACCGCUUUAUCCGAGAAGAUCCUACCUUCAGAGUUCAGUUUGACGACGAGAGCAAGGAGACCAUUAUUUCAGGAAUGGGGGAACUACAUCUGGAAAUCUAUGCUCAGAGAAUGGAAAGAGAAUAUGGUUGUCCCUGCGUUAUAGGAAAGCCAAAAGUAGCCUUUAGAGAGAGCAUUGUGGCAACAGUACCGUUUGACUUCACUCAUAAAAGGCAGACUGGUGGGGCUGGCCAGUAUGGUAAAGUGAUUGGGUUUAUCGAACGUCUGGACGCAGAUGACAACACCAAAGUGGAAUUUGAUGACAGAACUGUCGGAACCAAUAUUCCAAAGCAGUUUGUGCCAGCUAUUGAAAAGGGCUUCCGUGAUGCAUGUGAGAAAGGUCCCUUGACAGGUCACAAGAUUUCAGGGAUACGGUUCGUCCUGGAGGAUGGCGCUCAUCACAUGGUGGACUCAAAUGAAAUCUCUUUCAUCAGGGCCGCAGAGGGUGCCCUGAAACAAGCUAUGGGAAGUGCGGUGGUGUGUAUUCUUGAGCCCGUUAUGUCUGUGGAAGUUGUAGCCCCCAUCGAAUUCCAAGGAGAGGUGAUGGCAGGAAUCAGCCGACGUCAAGGCAUCAUCACGGGGCAAGAUGGAACUGAAGGCUAUUUUACCAUCUAUGCUGAUGUUCCCUUGAAUGACAUGUUUGGAUAUGCGUCAGAAUUGAGAUCUUGCACAGAGGGAAAAGGUGAAUACACAAUGGAAUACAGUAAAUACCAGACCUGCUUACCCAGUACACAGGAAGAAUUAAUUAACAAAUACCUAGAAGCAACGGGACAACUUCCUGCGAAAAAAGGCAAGGCCAAGAGCUGAUUCACCUACAGGCAAGGUGAUUGUAAGGAUCCAAUGGCAAAAUUCUACUGCUCCAAAAUUCUGUUGGUUUAAUGACACAAGGAAAAUCAGAGCAGGCGGCUGAAUUUCAUCCUGGAUCGAUAACUGGACUUUAUUAAGUCAUUGAGAGACUGUUUCUGGAACUGUUCACUUAGACAAGUCUAUGAAUUAAUCAC
This is a messenger RNA of Eublepharis macularius, 2465 nucleotides long. RefSeq names its product G elongation factor mitochondrial 1 (gene GFM1). Gene Ontology annotation, molecular function: GTPase activity; translation elongation factor activity; GTP binding. Bases 52 to 2271 code for a protein of 739 amino acids. Lineage: Eukaryota; Metazoa; Chordata; Lepidosauria; Squamata; Eublepharidae. Gene Ontology annotation, cellular component: mitochondrion. The record is from RefSeq and is a predicted model, not a curated record. The transcript is spliced from 18 exons. Gene Ontology annotation, biological process: mitochondrial translational elongation.